Exophiala spinifera is the source of this 1623-nucleotide messenger RNA. RefSeq lists its product as uncharacterized. Gene Ontology annotation, molecular function: protein binding. Lineage: Eukaryota; Fungi; Ascomycota; Eurotiomycetes; Chaetothyriales; Herpotrichiellaceae. The transcript has a single exon. The record is from RefSeq and is a predicted model, not a curated record. The coding region runs from base 1 to 1623 and encodes 540 amino acids.
AUGGCAGCAGUUUUGGAGAACGAUGAAGAUGGCGCGCUGAAACUUGCUGUACGACCAAAUGCUCUUUCAGCGCGAAACUUUCUCGGUCAGUCCGCAUUGCACCUCAGUGUCGCAUACCCAAAGCUGUUAGCCAAACUUUUGGCAUUCUACGAAGACCUGGGUGUUGACAUGCCAGACAAUGUCGGCGCUACCCCUCUCAUAUACGCAGCCUGUUACGGGAAGGCAGAUUCGAUUAUAAGCCUUCUUCGGGCAGGCGCCAAUCCUUGGAUCAAGGAUCGAACAUACAAACUUAAUUUCAUGGACUGUGCAAUAUUCACUAGACACACCAAUGUUCUUGGAAAGACAGUUGAGGAGACCAAGAACUUGUACGCUGCCACGAAUUUUCAAAACAUCUUGAAUUACAUUAUUCGCAACCUGAUAUUUCCCCGUCGCCCUGCCAACGUACCCAAGCGGUGUGACUACCUCCGGCAAUUUCUGUCUUUUGGUGGCGAUGCCAAUACUACCUAUGGGGACAAUUCAACACUGCUACAUCAUGUUCACGAGCAUGAAGAAGUUGAGCUACUUUUCGAAUAUGGAUUUGAUCGAAUCAACCAUGCCGAUGAUGAUGGAGUAGUUCCACUUAUGCGGCUUUUGCUGUCCAACCGUCUUCAUAUUGUCAGGAACUGUCUGCGCAAAGGCGCAUCGACCUUGUCUCAAGACAUGCAUGGCUGGACGGCAAUGCAUCAUGUUGUUAAGCGUUUCGAGCAGAUGCAUCUAUCCCGAGACACCUUUUGUUCUACAUAUGCGCAUACCAUCGCAUCAAUCAAGAUGCUCCUUGAGCAUGGCGCUGAUCCACGAACAACGGAUCACUGCCGAUGUGCUUGCGGUAUCGAUGGGUGUUCUCCAUCCACCUUUCUUGCAGGUAGUGUUCGAUACCGGCCGCUCGUACCUAGUGUACAGCUUCUAGACUGGGUUCUGCUUGUGCAGGAAAGGACUUCAGAACUGCUUUUCAAAGAAGUUCUCAUCCAAGCUUUGCGGGCUACGCGAUUCAGAUACGUGGGUCUUACGCAUGUGUGCUGCGGUCAGUCUUUCAGUCCUCGAAUCCUGGAAGAAGCCGAUAUUAAGGAUACCUUGGACGAAGAAAGAGCCGAGAUACAAGAAUUCAAUGAAUCGCUCGAGACGCUCACUUGGCUUGACGCAAGUAGUCUUAUGGAAGCAUUGAUCCAAGAGCAGGUUCAGCAUUGCUGUGAUCUCCGAAAUGUCGUCACCGAUCCUCCAAAGGGUUCAUUUCGUAUAAAAUACGACGCGAUGUAUAUCAAAGACUACUUGGAGUGGAUUGACAGCAUUUAUCGCUCACCGAAAUACCCACGGUUUGAUCAAGAGUGGCGAGGAAAGAGGAUAUACUGGGUUCUUCGACUUGAGCAGGCAAUUCUUGACCGUGUUCAGCGGGCAUCCGAGUCCCCAGACAGCGUGGGUGACAGCAAAAGCCUACCAGAAUGGCACGACAUAGAUUUGGAGAACUGUUUCUAUGGGGUCGAUGUAUGCCUGACGAUUCUGAGGCUGAUGUGGGGACAAGUGUCUAUGCGAUGUCUUGUUGUCCUUGGACUAUACGUCGUGAUAGAGAUGAUUUAUCAAGGGUGGUAG